This is a messenger RNA of Anoplopoma fimbria (sablefish), 3531 nucleotides long. RefSeq lists its product as uncharacterized. The coding region runs from base 1 to 3330 and encodes 1109 amino acids. The record is from RefSeq and is a predicted model, not a curated record. Gene Ontology annotation, cellular component: kinetochore; intercellular bridge; midbody. Gene Ontology annotation, molecular function: ATP binding; protein kinase activity; protein binding. The transcript has 19 exons. Gene Ontology annotation, biological process: protein phosphorylation; intercellular bridge organization; attachment of spindle microtubules to kinetochore. NCBI's taxonomy places the organism in Eukaryota, Metazoa, Chordata, Actinopteri, Perciformes, Anoplopomatidae.
AUGAACGCCCUACCAUUCCCCUGCCCUGUGCACGUGGGUGUUGUUACCACUGGAGGCCUGCACGCUCAACUGCACAAAUACACUUUGGAGAGAAAUCUCACCAAGUUGGAGAAACUUCUGAAUAAGGGUGUUGAUGUGGACUGUGUGAAUCACUUGGGUCAGACUCCACUGUUCUGUGCCGCUCUGUCGGGCCAAGCAAAGGUGACGGAGCUGCUCCUGUGUCACGGGGCUGACCCCAACCAUCGCUGUGAGGACCGGAGCACCCCAGUGCACGCGGGCGUACUCUCCUGUAACCCUUCAGUGAUGAGCAGCUUGCUGGAUGCUGGAGGAGAUCUGAGGCUCCACGAUUGGGAGGGCAGGUCGCCCUUUGACUGGGUCAGGACUGUGAAGCAGGAAGGCCGUGCCAGGGUGUGUGUUAUCAAGCCGACCCAGGCAUUGGCUGUGCCGGCAUCUAUCCCACUGAUCAGAGACAGUGAUCUAACCCAGGCUAACGAUGAACCUCUGCUCUCCUUCUCCUGUGGCUCUAUGACCUCCAUGACCAAACCAAAUGGUGUGUUUCAGUUACAGCUGGAGGGGCUCCAGGGUGACAGUAAAAACAAUGAGGGACAGUCAGACAGCCUAUCUGGACCUGCUCCUUAUGGAACAAGACUACUGCAGCUGCUGCAGCUGAUGGCGGUGAGUCUGUCUGAUGACCUCCAGAGGACCAGUCUUGUGUUUGAACCAGUCGACGUCGGUACGCUGCACAACCUGCUGCACAACAGGCGUGUAGAGUUUCCAGUGCUGCAGGACAGGUGGCUGCUGUCGGUGAUGUUGCAGGUGUGUGAGGGUCUGCAGUACAUCCACAGGGGAGGCCUGGUGAUGAGGGCCCUGUCGUCCCACAGCGUGGUCCUCACUAAGUUGGCAGUAGCCAAACUGACUGGUUUAGGCUUCAUGGUCCCCAGCAGUCAAAGAACCUGUGUCAAACCCCCCCCACACAUAGACCUGCCCCCCAGCCUCCACAGAUGGGCCGCUCCAGAGGUCAUUAAACAACGACUGUGCACAACGCAGGCCGACAUCUACAGUCUGUGUGCUCUGAUCCAGGAACUCUACACAGACUGUGAACCGUGGGGCACAGUGGACCUGGACAGGAUCAAACAGGCGAUGGCUGCAGGACAGGCACUGGCAGUAGACAGCAGCAUUCCACAGCCUUAUUAUGAUGUGGUCCUGAGAGGCCUGCAGCACCACCCACAGGACCGCACAUGCAGCCUGCAGGGCAUCUGCUACACCCUACAGCAGGACCUCGAGAGGUUUUCCGUGGAGGAACGGAUGACUGGUGGGCUUUGUGAACAAGAUCUGGAGCCUGAGGUCCAGACAUCAGCACAGCUUAGGACCAUGGUUGGGGAAUCAGUACAGAGCGUUGUCAAUAGAACUAUCAGACCAGUCACGAUCCAGGCAGAUGUUGUAGAAAGACAUGUCCACCUGCACAAACAGCUGGAUAGAGGAGCAAAGGCAGAGCUGAGGAGAGAAGAAAGAGAUGAGCGUACGGAGGGAGAAUCCACGCUCCACCAGGUUUACCCGUACGCAGGCAUGCUUCCUCUGCUCUGUGAGUAUGACUCAGUAAGUGUUGAGGAAGAACCAGAUCCGUACACGGACAGGGAGAUAGUGGAGCAGCUGGAUGGCCUGAAAAUAGCAAUGGAUCAGCAGAUCAGCACCAUUGCGGUGAACCUCAAAGUGUCCAGGGAGCUGCUGCAGCAGGCCAACAGGAGCCUAGACACAGUGGAAAACCAGCCCCAGCUGGACCCCAGAGGGGAGGGUGAAGUGGACUGUCCCAGAGAUGCUCCCCGCAAUCGCCACACUGGCUCCUCUAGUGCUUCAUCUGGCUCAUCCUCCUCUACGUCCUUCGUAGAUCUUUCAGGAUUGAGCGCCGCUGUCGGACCGCAUUCAAAGCGUUACAGUCUCUAUCCGCACAGGGGAGAUGGUUGGGGAAAGAACCUGGAGGCCCAGCUUCUGAGCAGGGAUUGGGAACUGCUGAGCCAGGAGGAGCUGGCUCUGUGGAUGAGUCACUAUCCAGCCGAGCAGCUGCAGCAGUACGAGGAGGGCCGACCGCUGCAUUUCCUUCUCUCCAGUCACUACAUGACAGGGAGCCGACCGGUGGGAGCUGAUGACGGAGCAGAGGAGCUGAGCCAGUACAGAUCAGCUCUGGACAGCAGCCUUCUUAACAUCCUCUCUGAGAAGAAGCAGCAGACGUCCAGUUCACCAGAACAUGCAGACAUUACAAUAGAGGUGUGCAGGCCAGCAGCUAGUGGGAGUCUACUGCCAGAAACUCAUAACACCAAAUAUGAGAGCUUCUCAAACAGUGAUGAGAAAAUGGACAGUGAUCCUGAUGUCAGUGGAACACAGGCUCAGUAUACAGCCAACACUAACACGCCUCGGUUAGACGCGGCUCUGAUGGCUGAGCUCUCCAGCAUCACAGACUCUCCAGCUCAGCCUCAGGAGAGGAGACUCCACGGUAUCUCUGAUAGCAGAAGAGCCACGCCCUGUUAUAGUACCCCACGCAGCCCAGACGUACGCCAGUGUGUGAUGCCAGGCAUUAGAGAGGCCCAUCUCCCAGAAUCCCCCGUCUGCAGGACUGAGAGUUUCACCACAGCAAGAGACAGCUCAGUAAAGCCUCCCCCUUUUAAGUUAGAAUCUGCCAGCAGUCCAGAGGGCUUUGUCACUGCCAGCCAGGAGGAAGAGCUGUUAGAUACUGCAUCUCCCAUAUCUAUGGUCCACAGUGCCGAAGAAGGGGAGGACAACGUGGACGAGGAAGAGGAAGAGGAAGGAGAGGUAGAGGGAGCAUCCGAACGGGAGCAAAAUGAAGAGAGGCAGGAUGGAUGCAGUCAAAGUGUACCGGGGGUGUAUGAAGAGGAUGAAGAGGAGCACAGGCCACAGGAGGAGCACAAGGAAAUGCAGAGAGGACUACAGCUGGAGGGCAAGACGGGAGGAGAACACAUGGAAGAGGAGGAGGAGGGUGGUGAGCAUGUUGAGGAGGAGGAGCAGGGCUGGUGCAACACGCAGAGCGGUGAGCUUGGUGCCGACACAGCCGCUGCAGAUCAGAAGGAAGAGCUCAGGGAGUCUCCAGGGUCACAGCAAAGUCACAGUUUACUGGAGGACACCAACAGAGCCCACUCGACACUAGACGAUGUGCUGCUGGGCUUUGGAAUGGAGGGCACCGGAAAGAGUCCAGGAACAAGAAAUAGGGUUCGCACACUGUGUCAGCUGUUUGAAGGGCAGAGUGGUGAUGAUGAAGGACACCCAGCAGGAGACCACGCACACACCGUCAGCUCCAGUGAUGACUCAGCCACCACCUGAAACACGGCCUCCACUGGUGAACGCAUACACAGCGUUCUGGUGAAACACCUGGCCUCUGUACAUUUGAUGCCAGUAAUGAUUGAAAUGAUGCACUUGAAAAGACAAAUUGAGAGUUCAUGACCUCUGCGUUAUCCACUCUGUAUCUCUGAAUACAGGAGGACUCUGUUGUAGCAGGACCAGACCGCUCAUGAGCCAAACCAA